AUGGGAUUUCCUUUUUGCCUUUCCUAUGUUGCAGCCUAUGGAAAAGUGUUCCUGGUGCGCAAGGUUGGCGGCCAGGACCACGGAAAGCUGUACGCCAUGAAGGUCCUCAAGAAGGCGUCCAUCGUGCAGAAGCAGAAGACGCUAGAGCACACGCGCACGGAGCGGCAGGUCCUUGAAGCCAUCCGCCAGUCGCCAUUCCUGGUGACACUCCACUAUGCCUUCCAGACGGAUGCGAAGCUGCACCUCAUCCUUGACUAUGUCAGCGGCGGUGAGCUGUUCACGCACCUCUACCAAAGAGACCACUUCACGGAGUCCGAGGUCCGGAUCUACAUAGGAGAAAUCGUGCUGGCUCUUGAACACUUGCACAAGCUGGGGAUAAUCUACCGCGACAUCAAGCUGGAGAACAUCCUCCUCGACAGCCAAGGACACAUCGUCUUGACAGACUUCGGACUGAGCAAGGAGUUCCUUCCGCACGAGAAGGACCAGAGGGCAUACUCGUUCUGUGGCACCAUCGAGUACAUGGCACCUGAAGUGGUGCGCGGUGGGAGCACGGGCCACGACUUCAGCGUCGACUGGUGGAGCGUCGGGGUGCUCACGUACGAGUUGCUCACGGGAGCAUCACCCUUCACGGUCGAGGGCGAGCGCAACAACCAGGCUGAGAUCUCCAAGAUUGCGUCUCCUGAAAAACCUGAGGAAGAGGGGAGCUGUUCAACAGACGUGGUAAUUAGGAGGAUACUAAAAAGUCAGCCACCUAUACCGGACAGCAUCUCAGGUGACAUCAGGGACUUCAUCCAGAAGCUGUUAAUCAAGGACCCGAGGAAAAGGCUUGGCGGUGGGAUCGAUGAUGCCCUUGAAAUAAAGAAGCACAGGUUUUUCAAGGGCCUAGACUGGGAGGACCUCGCAACAAAAAGAAUUGCAGCGCCUUUUGUUCCUAAGAUUGCUGGCGAACUAGACGUGAGCAACUUUGCAGAAGAGUUCACUUCCAUGGUUCCUGCUGACUCGCCAGCUCUGGCGCCCGUCAGUGACGACAAAGUGUUCAAGGGUUACUCGUAUGUUGCUCCGUCUGUGCUGUUCAGCGACAACAUCCUCACCGACGAGCUGCUCGGUUGCCCCAGCGAGAGCCGGCCGAACAUAUCUCAGCUGCUUGCUGCCAAGUUCAAGAACUCUGCAUUCUUCCAAAACUAUGACCUCAUCGCACGAGAAGGCAUUUUGGGCGAUGGAAGCUACUCAGUCUGCAGGAAGUGCAUCAACAAGAAGACGGGCCUUCCUUAUGCUGUCAAAAUUGUGAGUCGCCGCAUUGACACCACCCAAGAAGUGCAGCUUCUCAAGAUGUGCCAGGGACACACCAACGUUGUGCAGUUUGUGGAGGCCUUCCAGGAUGAGGCACACACGUACAUCAUUCUCGAGCUGCUGACGGGCGGGGAGCUCCUCGAGAGGAUACGCAGGCGGGCACGCUUUACGGAAAGCGAGGCGUGCCGCAUCUUCCGCCGCCUCGUCUCCGCCGUGCACUUCAUGCACUCUCGGGGCGUCGUGCAUCGAGACCUCAAGCCAGAGAAUCUGCUGUUCACGGACAGCUCAGAGAAUGCCACCAUCAAGGUGGUGGAUUUUGGCUUUGCGCGGUUGAAACCUCAGGACAAUCAGCUCAUGAAGACACCCUGCUUUACGCUAAACUAUGCCGCUCCAGAAGUCUUGAGGCAGGCCAGCCCGGGCAACACUGCUGCGGGCUACAGCGAGUCCUGUGAUCUUUGGAGCCUUGGCGUCAUUCUGUACACAAUGCUGUCCGGGCGGGCACCUUUUCAAACGCCGAGUCGCAACGCCAGCGCCGCCGCGCUGAUGCAGCGCAUCCGCGAAGGCGAGUUCAGCUUCAAUGGCCCCCAGUGGGAGCCUGUCUCAGACCAAGCCAAGGACGUCAUCCGGGGCCUGCUCACCGUCGAAGCGCCACGCCGUCUGACCAUGGCCGAGCUCCGUGCGCAUCCGUGGGUGCACUCUCGAAGCAGCCAUUGGUCUGCCUCCCUCAUGACUCCAGACAUCCUCAGCUCGUCGUCCUCGCCGCGUGCUGCUGAAUCGGCCGUGCGGGCAACCUUCGACGCUUUCCACCUCGCCACCCGCGGCGGCUUCCGCUUGCUUGACGUCUCUGCGGCUCCCUUGGCUCAGCGCCGGAGGCUAAAGCGCAACUCUGCAGACGUGCGAAGCGACUCUUCCGUCUCGACAAGCAGUGGGAGCUCCUUCACGUCUACGUCGUCUUCAUCCUCGUCUGCGUCGCUCAGCUCAGCUGCAGCAGCUUCAACGCGUUCGCUGGGCUUUGUGCCAGCACGCGAGGACUCAACUCGGAGUGUGGACAGCGUCUUUACGUAUCCGGAGACCAAGGUUGCGGCCUACCUUUCCACACUUCCUGAUGUGGUGGAGCGUCCCAGUGAGUCCGGUAUCACCGAUGACAUUGAGACCAUGACCGUAGACCUCGCCACCACUGGUCUGGCCGCGCCCUUGGCCAAGUCCGGCAAGCUGGAAACUCCCACUUUGCCGGCCACGGUGGUUACAGACUUGCCAGAAAACUCGCAAGGCACAGAAGUGAAGGUUGCUGCAUUCUCGUUGCCAACGAUACCAGAGGCAGCUGAAACAUCCGACGACAGCCGAGCUGAGAUCAUGGCCAGCACAGAACAAGCACUGCUUGAUGCCGAAGGGCCCAUUACACGCUCUCGGAGGAAGAGGCCUUCACCGCAAGAUAGCAUGACAGUCCCAACAAGUUUUUCAGAUGACGGGUCAGAAAAGAGUGAACCAAACACUAAGAAGUCAAAAAGGCGGUCGCCACAGAAGUCUCCAAGCCGGAAACAACGGUAGCACAGGCUUAGAAACCUAGCCAUUUUAACAUUGUUCACACAUUCAUAGCUUCAGUGGCAGUGGGGUGUAGUGUAAUAGUGCGCUUGGCUCCAUCUUUUUCAUUGUAAAUUCCAUCCAAGUCAUCGCAUUGAUGUUUUAAUAAAAUGGGAGCACAUAAAAUGAAGCUAUAGGGUAUUUAUAAUAAAGGCAUUGAAUGUGUUCCCUUCGAUGAUGUCAACCAUGUUGAACUCAUGUUUCAAAGUGGUUUUUAUUAAGUUAUUUCCUUGCAACAGUGGUAGUGCUUAUCUGGUGGCUGCUGGAAUGUGUCUAGAAAGUUUGGCGCGAAGGCAUGCUGCAAAAGAAUUGCAAUCGCUGGAACGACUGGACUGCAGAAUUUGCAGCAGGAUUGCAAAUGGAACCGACGGGUUGUCACUGAGAUGGUCAUUUUUAAUAUUUCGAAUGUGCUGAAGGAGUGAACGAACUUUUGCCGGAUUCUGACGUCUUGUCAUUGGUGAUUGCAACUGUGGUGCCGAGCAAGCCUGUGUUGUCACGCGCAAGUUUCCAUGUCUUUCUGAAGCGGAUACAGUACAGCAACGAUGUGAAAGACUACUGCGUGCAAAAUGCGACGAGCCGAUUUUGUUAGGCUGGCAACUAACACUGCAUGUUGAAACAAAAAGAAAGAGAAGCUAGCAUGAGAAACAUUCAACCAUAGUACUACAUUCAAGUACUUACAAGAUGCUCUUAAUUGAGGGAAAGCAAUUUAAAUAUAGCUGUAUUCUUUAAAGCAUAGAAAUGAGUGGUGAUUUAGGAGCUUUUAUUACAGCCAAUUUUGCCUACAUCUAUUUAUCAUUAUGGCAGUUUUAUUUGUCUGUUCUUGUAGGGCAGUCUAUUACUCAAGAUUGUGACUAAGUGUUGGUUAUAACUGUUAUCUGAGGGUUUCUGCGAAACCGCCUGGCAUGGUUUUUAUUCCAUUACAAGUGCCGACAUGUAAUACCUUGCCAUUGUUGCUUGUUAGCCACAUGUUAGUCUGCCUCAUCAUUCCUGUACAUUUCAUCGAGUUGUGAUCAUCAGCUGUGAAUCUUGCCAUCGUGUCUGUAAAAAUUUGUUCUAAUCAGAAAGACGGAGCUUUUGAGUUAGCCAUGUAUCAUGACAUUAAAAAAGCAAUAGUAUAAGCUUGAUAAUUUGUUUAAUAUUGAAGCUGUCCACAGAUUUGCUGCAAACAACUUGUCAUUUGGAAUUUUUUUUUUUUUUGCCUCGUAGCAAUAUAUUUCUUUUUAUCUUGACAAUGAUUUUAGUAAGUGCUCUUGCCGAAUUGCGUUCGUUGGCUGAUGCAGUCUCUGGGAUGCCUUUUGCAGUGCUUAAAAUCUGCGGCAAUUCACCUCCUGCCCCUUUAGGUACUGUUUUGCAAGAGAAAGUUGUUUUGAUGCUUCACCAAGCUUAGGUGCUGUUUCUCGCAUUGAUACAACAGUAGAGUGAAAAUAACUGCACACUUGUGCUCAUCCCAUUCUCGUUUUUCUUGUUGGAUUUGCGCAAACGCUGCAUCCACGCCGAUUUAGAGCCGAGAAGGUAUUUUUAGAUACAGAAAUGGCCUUUAAAUAUUUACAUCUGCCGCACAAGCUAACACAGAGUGGCCUUUUCUUGUUCAUGUGUGCCAAUCUGCUGUAUCGUUCGUGAAUUGACAGGCAGUUGCUGCCGUAGCCAUUUCCUUGCUCCACAUAAGCGAUGAGGCCGACACUCCUCAGGAUAAGUUUAGGCUCUGGAGUCGCCCCCGCCUAAUGUUCUGCAUCCAAGAUGUAUGUCGCUUGCAGACGUUUGUGCAGUUAGUUGACCGAUGCCUUGCUUAGAUGGUGGCGUUGCAUGUGGGGUUGCCACCGUUAUUUUGCAGCAAAGCCACUAGCUGCCAGGAGUUAGGCGUGACAGACAUUGCUAGACACGUUUUUAGGACGUCUUUCAGACAUUUGAACAUUACAAAAAAAAAAAAGAGAGUAAAGUAGUGAUAAAUUUAUACACUUGAAAAACCCAAUACUCUUUCCGUGAUUCCUUUAUUGAGUGCAAAUCCAGGAGGUAACGGUGCACGAAAGGCUGUAAAUGACACGCAGUGCAAUUGAGGAUAUUGCAGAGUGAAACUCUGUGGUCGCACUUUUUAUCUGGUUAGUGGCAAUUUGCUUGGUCCAGUUCGUCUUUUUUUGUCGCUAUGUCAAGCUCGCGGAUGUUCUCGUGACGUAGCUUUUCAAUUGUUCAUCGGAAGAGUGUGGAGCAAAAACCGGCAAAUAUGUGCCGGUCAGAAGGUUGGUUGAGCCAGCAACAGCCCUUCUCUGCAAAAGAAAGGCUGUGCUGGGGAAAACUAUAAAAGUGGCAGACCCUGUAGUGGUAUCCAAAAAGAUGAAAUUCUUAGGGCCUUUGGCGUUUUUCUCUCUUGGGGAAUAAAAGGUACUUGUUUCAUUAACACUGUGUUAAUUUAUGCACUGGUUACUAAGACAUGCAUUUCUCACGAAAGAAAUGUGCAAAAAAUGGAGAAAAAAUGUGUGAUAUUGACAAGCUCGAGCCGGGUUGCACCAAUUGUACAUGUUUUUAGAUAUAUUUGUCGAAUCAAGAGGUGCUGUCGCGACUUGCUGACAGCUUUCAUAAGAAAGCACUCAUGUACAUCUCUUGCGUGCCAACUAUCGGCAUCAAAGCUGCCUUUUAGGAAACCAUUAUCAAAUUGCCAUUGACACUUAUCAUCUAAAAGCAAUCGCUUUACAUUACUGUGACCAUUUCCUUAUAUAAAAACAAUCUACAUGUGUUCUCAUAAUUCCGUAUGUUCUUCCACAUGAUUUGUGUCGGAAGAGUGUAGAAUCAAUAUAGAGUUCAUAUGAUACCCAUACAAAUAAUAUGGAUAACUUACAGAAUUGUGAAACUGUGCAUAGAACUUUCGGUAGGGUCUGCACAGAUAAGACAAAUCAGUGAGAUUCAAGGUGAUGGCCUGAAGCUAGAGCCCAUGAGCAGAGCCUGAGAAGUUAGUGGGCAACAGAAAAUAUUUUUGUACUGCAAAAGUGGUUGGCCGCGAUCAGUUUUAGUGCAAGGCUGAACUGUACGAUGAAAUAAUGCCUGCUUUGGUGAGCAACUUGGUGACAGCCUUAGGAUGAGCAAUGCCUGACGACUGCGCACUUGCAGAGACGUUGCCGCAGGCAUUUUCGUGUAGGGCGAAGAAUCGUCAGUCUUUGUAACAAGCAUGACUCUUAAAACUUAUCAUAGAAGCCAGCAGGCUCGCCUUGCCUUAAUUAACAGACAAGAACAAACAGUUUUCUUACAAAGACAGCUAGUCACAAAAUGGCGUGCGUACUUUUUACGCUGGACGAGUUUCAUCAGACAAUGCCCCGCGGGGACACCUCACGUGGCAGUGAUUGCGACCGGACAAUGUCAGGCCAGUUCCUUCCCGGCAUGCUGCUUUCAGGAAAGCAGACGUGCAGAGUAGGUCUAUUUUGCGAUGAGGGUGGAAAGAUGUGUGCUUGCUGCUGUGUUACUAGUCCAUUCAUCAAACCUUUGUGAUAGCUUGUCCAGGCAUAAAAUAUAAUACCGCACUGUGUAUGUGUGUGUGUGUGUGUCCCACAUCAUACCUCUGUAAGCAUGGUUAUUUUUGCAAACUAAUCAGAGUUGUCUGCACUAACUUGCACAAACAGGAUGCUCAUACAGACAUACAUCUCCAUAGAAUCUCUAUGCCUUUGGUGUAUAUUUCUUUCUGGGCAGUUGUUUAAGUGUGUACAGUAAAGCUAUCAGUUUAUGUAUGUUGACCAUUCCUGAAGAUAUGUGAGUGCAAGUUGUAAUAUAGACAGGCGCAUGCAAAGUGUUAUAUAUAUAUAUAUAUAUAUAUAUAUUGUUAAAACGAAGGCAGCACGACUGUACGAAAGCAUGUAAAUAGUCAUUGCACUACUGGCUUUUUUAUUACUGCUAUAUUGUUCAAAACCCAUCUAGAUGACUUAGCCAUGGUGCAGUGCAAAUGUCAAUGCGCAAGUCUUGUGAAGACAUAGCAUUGUCGCGAACAUCAAUGCACAAUUCUUGUGAUGACACAGCAUUAUGUUGGUUGCCUCCCCAUGUUUUUUUCUUCAUGUGCUCUUGUGCUUCCAGUAUGUUUCAAGAAAGUGACGUGCAGUGACAUUAAUAUGUUGGGUUGCAAAAUAAAUGUGAUUUCUCAGUUA
Messenger RNA from Dermacentor silvarum, 6992 nucleotides. RefSeq names its product ribosomal protein S6 kinase alpha-5. Bases 1 to 2838 code for a protein of 945 amino acids. The transcript is spliced from 13 exons. The record is from RefSeq and is a predicted model, not a curated record. NCBI's taxonomy places the organism in Eukaryota, Metazoa, Arthropoda, Arachnida, Ixodida, Ixodidae. Gene Ontology annotation, biological process: regulation of DNA-templated transcription; protein phosphorylation. Gene Ontology annotation, molecular function: protein serine/threonine kinase activity; ATP binding.